UUGAUAUCUCACGAUUUCGCAAACGCGUAUCAAUACAUUUCGGGAGAAACAAAAGAGAAGAGAAGAACGCGUGACCUAUUUGUCGUAUUUGCGAUGUCACUGUGAUAUUUGAUAUGACGACUAUCGCGAGGAUUAAAUAUUAUGUCGGUGAGAAUUCAGAAUAUUUUAAUUAAAAUAUGUUAUAGUCGGUGUCGUAUGCGCGCAUAUUACGUGCGUGUUACGCGCAAUUACAGAAGACCCAGCGAAAGAUGACGACAUCGAUGGUUCGGAAGCGACGGAAAGAGAGAUGCUGGUGAAUGUAAAUUGUCCGAUCCGAAUGGUGCUCGACUACAUAAGAAAAGCCGCGCAACUGAGUGACACGUGUGAAUUCGAUUUGUGCGACGAGGUGAAUUGCCAAUUAAGGAAUGUGUCUUUCUACAAGCCCAACACGCGGGGAACGGAUGUUCUUCAGGGGGAUUUGACAUAUUUCAUCGUCACCUUCCAACGAGACGAAAAUGGCCAGAUGAUAAAUCUCGCACCGCUCCUAACGGCGAAAGCAGCCAAGAGGUGUUGCGAUAUUAUGGCGAAAAUGCGAAGACCGUCGCAAAGAACUUCGUCUAUUAAAUCUACCCUCAAGAAAAACAAUAAUAUAAAUAAAUCUAACGAAUAAAGUAUGUAAAGUAUGUUAAAGAUUAUCGUAACAUAAGUGAUUUUUCCCUCUCCGCUGAACUUACUGUGUGAGAAAUGUAUUAAAGCGUUCUUCCGGGAAUAUAGCGCGUUGAUAUAUAUAGUCAAAUUAAUAAAUUAAUACUUGUUAAUAAUUGCUAUUAUGUCGCACUAGUUAAAAAUCAAGAUUCGUCUGCCUUACCUCCGACUCGCCCGCUAUUUAGUGUAAAUACAAUGCGGUUGACUUGUUGUUGAGUUAUACUACGAUCACCAUUUUGAAGACGGUAAAGACAGUGGCGCCCCGUAGUGGAGAUUUUGAAACUGAUAGAGAGUAACGGUCUGACCGAUAGAUCCGAUCGAAGUUGGCUAAUGGUUUACUUGGCACCGUCUAACGUUAUAGCACGAGAAAAUUGCAUUUUCUUUUUAUAUACAAAAUGUGUAUAAAAAAUUAAGGGGCCUAAGAUUUAAGCCUAUUUGACGUGGAACAAACUGUGACGAUCAACAGCCUACCUGGCGACAUCUAGCACCGUUACGGG
Dinoponera quadriceps is the source of this 1181-nucleotide messenger RNA. RefSeq lists its product as uncharacterized. The record is from RefSeq and is a predicted model, not a curated record. Lineage: Eukaryota; Metazoa; Arthropoda; Insecta; Hymenoptera; Formicidae. Bases 287 to 649 code for a protein of 120 amino acids. The transcript has 3 exons.